AGGCAAUAUUUCCACAUCAAAUUGCUAUGGGCUGGUUUUCAUUCAACUCCAAAGCAUCGUCCAGUACUUCGUCUAACAACCGAGUACCAGGACAGGUUGAACAACGGUCGCAUCAACCGCUAGGUCUUGCACCUGAGCAGUCCGACAUCUCACAUACGUUGAACCAAAUCUCAGAUGACCAACAGGCAUUAACGGUUAAAGAAGAGAACGCUAAAUCAAUUCAAGAUUUCCAAAAGGCUGUAACCGAGUUUGUAAAUAAGAGACCUGACAACAUGUUUGUGAUUGAUGGAGAAAGGGAGAUGAAGCAGAGUAUCAUCUGUACAAACAAUGAAAAUGGCGGAAAGACCUGCUUGAAAUUGCAAUACAACUCGGUGCAAUUAUUCAAACAAAUGCAAACCUUGGAGUACUUCUGCUCCUUGCCGGACGAUAUUGAUGCCACCUACUUUGAGUGUCGGAAGAUCAAGUAAGCUGGCCAAACCCCAAAAGUAAAAGAUAGUGUGUGUGUAUUCAGAUUUAAUGAGAGAUAAUAAAACAUUGACAGCAUCAACUAAGCAGGCCACAGCCGACUCUAAAGCAAAAAAACAGCGGCAACUCCCAGCAAAAUAGCAGGGAUAGCUGCCCAGCCUAAGCUAUCGGCAUUAUUUUCACAGUCGAUCGUAGAAAGAUUGGUGAAGUUUGAGUAGUUACUUCCGCUAUGGUGAUGGGUUGAGUUUGUGCAAUCAGGCACAUCACCAGUUUGUUCGGUAUCGUCGUCAUUAUCGUCUUCAUCAAUCUCGGCAUAUUGGGAAACUCCCAAGUCUCUUUUGGAAUGAGCUUCUGCAACUUCAAAGACUUCCUGUCCUGGAACAAACUGGUAGUCAUUGGCCACAAACAGCUUCAACUCAUUUAAGUCAUCGUUGCCGUUUCUGGAGUAUUCUUCCUCCAAGCUCUUUAAUCUCACAUCUCCAGCCACUUCUAUGUUAGCACAGGCAAACUUUGUCAAGUUUGCAAAGUGGAACACAAUGGC
Molecule: messenger RNA, 1006 nt
Organism: Yamadazyma tenuis ATCC 10573
Lineage: Eukaryota; Fungi; Ascomycota; Pichiomycetes; Serinales; Debaryomycetaceae
Source: RefSeq, a predicted model, not a curated record